GCAUGAUUUAGACUACGAUUAUUAAAGCCCUUCCCUCAUAUCACACAUCUGUAAUGAGUUUAUAAAUCUCAAUAAGUUCUAAACCUUAUGACACAAGUAUUUAGACUGGAAUUCAAAACAUUGUAGUAGUAAGACUACUUUCGCAAAUGCAACUAGGAUCAUGUGCCUGUUAAAUAAGUUCUACUUUAUCAGUGAAUUUCAUAUCGUAUUAUGAAGGCUGCUAUCCAAAUAAAGAGGGUUUUAAUAAAAGAGCUGGACCAUAUCCUAAAUGUAGCUUCACUAUUUUGUCUUAGUUGAUACUACAAAAUAUAUUGCUGUUAAUAUGA
Molecule: messenger RNA, 326 nt
Organism: Paramecium octaurelia
Lineage: Eukaryota; Ciliophora; Oligohymenophorea; Peniculida; Parameciidae
Source: the annotation of a GenBank genome assembly